Messenger RNA from Diaporthe batatas, 1683 nucleotides. RefSeq lists its product as uncharacterized. The record is from RefSeq and is a predicted model, not a curated record. The transcript is spliced from 3 exons. The coding region runs from base 316 to 1683 and encodes 455 amino acids. Gene Ontology annotation, molecular function: transaminase activity; pyridoxal phosphate binding. NCBI's taxonomy places the organism in Eukaryota, Fungi, Ascomycota, Sordariomycetes, Diaporthales, Diaporthaceae.
CUCAUUCCCAUCCAUUUUUCUGGUCAUUUCGAGGUAGCUUUAUUCGCAAUUCGGCUCACCACUGAAAGGUGCCACAGUCUGGCACCGAACUUUUCAGACAACAUACCUAGGUAUCCCGGCAUCGGGCCGAGUGGGUCAGAUAAGACGCCGGACCUUGGCGAUGCCCUGCUCCGGCAGCGUCGACAAAACUCGCCCCAGGGUAUUUUAUUCAUGAUGAGCAUGCAUCAUACUCCCUGUAAGCCGAAAAUUUCUGAGAAUGGAUUAGAUUAAAUCAUCUGGCUCUUCCUGAUCUGAAUCGUACUAAUCCACGCCAACAUGACGCCGAUUGCACUUGAGGAACACUCUCAAGGGGGCGGGGUAGUCCAGCGAGUCGAAGCCGCCGACGACGACUCGCUUCGGAGAGCAUUGGCAGCCGCGCAAACUCGCUUCGUGGAAUCGCAUCCGAACUCGAAGCGUCAUCAUGAAAUCGCGGUCUCUCAUCUGCCCGGUGGCAACACCAGGACGCUGCUCCACACCUCUCCCUUCCCUCUCACGAUGAAGUGCGGCAAGGGGCCAUUCGUGUGGGAUGAAGACGGGCACAAGUAUCUCGAUCUGGUCGGAGAAUUGAGCGCCGGUAUAUACGGCCACUCGCACCCUGUCAUCCGGGAGGCCAUUGUCUCGACUUUCGACAACGUCGGCUUGAACUUGGGGUCCACGACCAGCCAGGAGCAUAAAUACGCGGCACUGAUAUGCGAGCGGUUCAAGCUAGAGCGGGUGCGUUUUGCCAAUUCGGGCACCGAGGCCAAUAUGCAUGCGUUCAAUGCCGCGAGGGCGUGGACGGGCAAGAACAAGAUCGCCGUCUUCAGCGGUGGGUACCAUGGGGCAGUGUUCAGUUUCGGGAGUGGCAAGGUGGCGCAAAACGCAGUCAACAGAGAUGAUUGGGUAAUUGGGAAGUACAAUGAUGUCCAGUCCGCCAAGGCGGUUAUUGAGGAAACACCAGGCCUAGCUGCUGUUGUCGUGGAAGCUAUGCAGGGAGCCGGAGGGGGCAUCAGUGGGACAGAAGAGUUCUUGUUCCAGAUCCAGGACUCGGCAAAGAAAGUCGGGGCAGUUUUCAUCCUCGACGAGGUGAUGAGCUCCCGUCUUGCUCCACAUGGCCUUCAGGGAGUUCUCGGCCUCCAGCCAGACCUAGUCACUCUCGGGAAAUACCUCGGUGGUGGCUUCGCAUUUGGCGCAUUCGGAGGUCGAGCAGACAUAAUGGCCGUCUACGAUCCACGCUCCACCGGGGCGAUAGCACAUUCUGGAACUUUCAACAACAACACCAUGACGAUGCAUGUCGGCCACGCAGGCCUGUCCAAGAUUCUAACACCAGAAGUGAAUAUCGCUUUCAACGCGAAAGGAGACAAGUAUCGCCAAAAGCUCCAGGGAAUCACAAAAGGCACCAAGUGCUCAUUCACGGGUCGCGGGGCGUUGUGGUGUGUACACUUCUCGGAUACUGGGCUAAAGGACAUAAGGUCCGUUGAGGACGUCAGCGAGCGGCUGGAUUUGCACGACUUGUUCUGGUUCGAGAUGUUAGAAGACGGAUUCUGGAUCCAUCGGCGGGGAUCUAUGGCACUGAUCCUAGAUACGCCAGAUGAGGAGCUGGAUCGUUUCGUAAACUGUGUGGAGAAAUUUCUAGAAAGACAUAAGGGGUCUCUGAGUUUGUGA